ACACUGAAAAGGUGAGAAUCGACUGUUAAUGUUAAACUUAAAACGAACACUGCAAGGGGAACAGACCUGAUUUAAAUACCUUUAAAUUAUUUUUGUAACAUUUACUUGUAAUGGCUGGAAACAUAAAGGACAAAGAAUUGUACUUAAGGCUGAAUUACCUCUACCAGGCUGCUCAUUGCGUUUUGUCCCAAAACCCUGAAAAUGUGGAGUUGGCUCGUUUCUACUGCUUUACGCAACGGAUCAUUGCGAAACGGCUUGUUCUUCGACAAGAUCCUUCCAUCAAAAGAACAAUCUGCAAGAAGUGUUAUUCUCUGCUUAUCCCGGGCUUAACGGCAACGACCAGACAACGAUGGAAAAAAGGCAAGAAGCAUUUUACGGUGAUGCGCUGUCUCAGCUGUAACCAUAGCAAGACGCUCCUCAACAACCCGGAUUACUGUUUGUGGCAGGAUCGACCGGAGGCCCAACUACAACAAAAUCAAGCAGAUGAAGAUUCUGUCGGUAAAUGUCAGCCCAAAAAGCACAAACCUGACAAGCCAGAUUGUUCUCAAGCCAACACAAGUUACACCACUACCACGUAAACAAGUUUAUAAAAUUAUUUUCUUGUAGUAUAAUGAAAAAAAAACAAGUGCAAUUUUAUUUGAGACAAUUUUAUGGUUGUUUAAGUUGGCAAUGGUAAUGUCUAGAGAUGAACGAUAAUAUCGGUCACCGAUAAUUAUCGGCCGAUAAUGGCAAUUAUGACGUCACACAGAUAAUCCAGAUAAAACGAAAUUCAACCGAUAAUGCAAUCCGAUAAUUAUAUACUUGAUUUAGCCUUCAAAUGUGCGCAAUCAACAGUUUUGUCCAAUUCUGCUAGUUUUAAGGAGGUGGUUUUGCAGUGUAGUAAUGUGAUAUAUGUUAGGAAUGGCUUACUUUUAAAGGCAUUUUUGUGCAACUUGGGUGUUUACUCUCUAAGUAAUUGUUGCCAAAAGCUUACCAUUACACAACGUCAUUGCCAUUGUUUAGUUGUUGGAAUUUACUACUUGUACACAUUUGAUGUGGAAAAAAAUAGCACUAAAUUACAUUUUUGCACAGUAACAUUUGAUCCUUGCAUACUUUAAAAUUUUACAUACAUAUUUGAAUAGAAUUAUCGGUUUGACAUUAUCGGUUAUCGGGUGGAAGGGGCAGGAAAUUAUCGGUUAUCAAUAUCGGUUGAAAAAUGCAUUAUCGUGCAUCACUAGUAAUGUCAAUUCUGACCUUUUAGAAAGUUUUUUUUUUCGUGUGCAAGAUUUCUGUAUCCCUGCCAGACAUAAGUACAUUUUCAUUCUGCUUUUCAAUUUUUGUAUUUUAUUUUCUCGAAAACCUGCAAAAAAAAUUGGCAUUGCUCCUCUAUGAAAUUAAAUAGCAAAUGUGGUUCAUUUCUUCUUUUCUUUUUCUCCUUUGCGCACCCGCAAUCGCGUCUUGUGAAAAUAGAGCAGGUUCUUGGCAAAGAUCCUCGGGAUGUGACCCAUGUAUAAGAGGAGGGCGACCAUCAUCCCUAGAAAGCAAAAGCAUUUUUAUCUUUAUUUUACAUGUCCAAUCACAACCAUUUUAUACAAAGUCAUUUUUACACUGAUAGACAUCAAUUCCAAUUGUACUGGGAUGUCUAGCAUUGAGUGAUCAUAUUUCACUGCCAUUGACGACACUAGACAUCCAAUCCAGUUUGUUUGGGAGGGUUAGCAUGUACGGAUUGCAGUUUACCUGUGAUGGGGGCCAGCCAGUAGACCACAGCAUACUCGCUGAAGGUGAAUCCAGUACAGUUGAACGUAAGCCCGUAAGCUAGCGACGGAUUCACGAAAGCUGACGUGUGACUUUUGGCUGCAAAUGGACAUACGGACGGUUGUUAGUUUGUCAAAGGUUAAACGAGAAAUCUUCAUUUUUGAGGAGACAAGAAGGUAAAAGCACAAUGAUUGAAGAUGCUUUCGGAUUGGAUUUUGCAACCAUAUUCUCAAAUUUUAAGGAAGUUUUUAAAGACUUUAACUCAUUGACUGCUAUCGACGGCGCUAGAUGUCCAAUCCAUUUGCUCAUUCGAUGCCAACCCUCCCACUUCAAAUGGAUUGGACGUCUAGUGAUCUACUAGUAAUAAACUAAUUUAAAUAAUUAUCUUGCAUACCCGUGUGUGAGAGGAAGGUGAGCAGCAGGGCUCCAAGCGGCACCCGUAUAAACGCCGUCCUCCGUCUGAGGACUAGGUGCACCAGGUGAAAUAGGAAAGCACACACCCCCUCGGUGAAGAAGCCCUGCAAGGGUGACACCAGCAGCGACGUGCUGCACUCCCUGGCCAUCAGGUUCUUGAUCAUGUGCAUAUCUGUCAGCUCCAAGCUCCAGUAGUACUCUGCUGCCACUAUGGCCAAAUGCGCCCCAAGGAAGUGGCAGACCACGGCCAGGACUGUGGCCAGCGCUGCAGCGUCAAGCUGGAGGAACCUCAUGACGCUCAAGCAGGGGUUCCCUGUAAGGUCGCCGCAGACGGCACCGUGGACCAGCAGCACCGACAACAAAAUGGUCAGAGUCACAUCCGGGCCCAAACCCCCGGCCCACUCGCCAACCUCCACAAUGGUUUGCACCUCCAGCCGGCAUGCCACCAGCGCGAAGGACGACGCCAGCUCAGACAGGAAGGCCAACCGUGGCCACUUUUUGAGUGGCGCCUGCAGCAUUGCAGCUAGAGCCACACAUGACAGAAAGUAGCCGAGAGAGGCGUUAAGUCCCGACAUUUUCAACCAGGCUUCUCUCUGUUCUGACAACGUGGCGCACUCAAAGAAACAUGCUUCUUAUCUGACACGGCAGGCCACUGACACCUGCCAAAAUACACACGGGCUUUUUUGCAAGGUCAGGUCAGCGAGCAGGUUACAGAAGUAGCUUCCAACAACUGAAACUGAACAAUUCUUAAGCAAUCUAUUCAUUAAGAACCAUUUGAUCGCCAAGUCCAAUAUCCUUUAGAUAGUAGUAAAGAUAAGGUGGCCAAACAUCCUCUUUUGCCCAGACAUGUCCACUUUUUACAUCCUGUCCGGGGCGUCCGGUGGGGUUUUUUUUAAUUCAUGAAAUUGUCCUGUUUUCCAAUUAGCGUGUAUUGAAAUUGACUGACUCUUUGCACAGAAUACUAUGGUGCUGUGCUGCCUGUGUUGUGUUCCCAGAAAACCUGCCCAGUGGUUGGUUCUGCUGUGCUCAGUAACAGAAAACAGACGUCAUAGCAGUGUUCCAUUGUCCCCCAAACUGCUAAAACAAAAACAAAAAAAACUAAAUUAGUUAAAUUACUAUUGUGUGAGGCUACGGCUUUAUUUACAUUACAGUAUUGCACUGGAAAGAGAAAAGAGCGUUUUUGUUAAAGCUGGAUUUUCUACAGAAGAGUUCUUAUUUAGAACAUUAUUUCAGAUUAUUUAUUUGUACAGUCAGAAUAGAAUACACAGCUAUAUUUUUGUUCAAGGAUGAUUCACUAAUACAGAAGUCAUUAUUUUUUAAAAUAAUUUGUUUUGUCUUUUUUUUUUUUUUUUUUACGUUAUUGUUCUAUUAUUUUAGGAAUAAUGAAGCCAGAUGAGUAACCUGAGAAUUUGAAUUCGUGUCUUUGGUUGUAUUGCUAUUACUUUGUUAUAAAACUGAAUUUUCUAUCCAGACGGAGGAGGCAAACUUCAAACAUAUUAAAAUGAUGAAGCAUCUUUGAGUGAAACAUUAGUAAAAUUUAAGUAUCUCGAUGCUGGGCCGAGUCUUUUUUUGGGGGGGGAAAUCAAAAUAUGGUCUCCCUAAGUAAAGGUAGAAGCGUUGUAGUAGUAUUAAGUAGCCUAUUUGUCAGGUAUUCACGAUAAAGAUGUAUUUCAUUUUGUACCAUCAGUUAUUUGAAGGUUUGAGGAGAAACUGCGACACCUAGCAGUGAACUGAAAUUACUGCACUUGCCUAAUAAUUUAGGUCUUCAAGCAAAAGGCUUCCUGGAUAAAAGUAGUGAGAUUUUUACUAAAUUUGGGUCAGUAAAAAAAAUGAGGUAACAGGUGUCAAUUGGCUAUAGCUUUUGAGAUACACUAUCUGGCCGAAAUGUUAAAAUCCAAGCAAUGUAUUUGAAAUGUAUUGCAUAAAUCCUGGUGGUUUGGAAGUGAACCAAAUGCAUUCAUGUAGAGACA
This is a messenger RNA of Corythoichthys intestinalis (scribbled pipefish), 4118 nucleotides long. RefSeq names its product ribonuclease P 21 subunit (gene rpp21). Gene Ontology annotation, biological process: tRNA processing. The record is from RefSeq and is a predicted model, not a curated record. NCBI's taxonomy places the organism in Eukaryota, Metazoa, Chordata, Actinopteri, Syngnathiformes, Syngnathidae. The coding region runs from base 111 to 578 and encodes 155 amino acids. Gene Ontology annotation, cellular component: nucleolar ribonuclease P complex. The transcript is spliced from 5 exons.